Cercopithifilaria johnstoni is the source of this 245-nucleotide messenger RNA. The record is from the annotation of a GenBank genome assembly. NCBI's taxonomy places the organism in Eukaryota, Metazoa, Nematoda, Chromadorea, Rhabditida, Onchocercidae.
AUGUUGAUGCCAAUGAGCGCCGCUUCUCCAUUUUCAUCCUUGCCUACACCAUCACCAUCAUCUUCAUCAUCAUCAUCAUCAUCAUAUCAUCAUCAUCAUCAUCAUAUCAUCAUCAUCAUCAUCAUCAUCAUAUCAUCAUCAUCAUCAUCAUCAUCAUCAUCAUCAUCAUCAUCAUCAUCAUCAUCACUAACUAAAAAAAAUUUAAAAAAAUAUUUGCAACAAUACAACAACAUACAGACAUUAAA